This is a messenger RNA of Solanum verrucosum, 1734 nucleotides long. RefSeq lists its product as uncharacterized. The coding region runs from base 1 to 1734 and encodes 577 amino acids. Gene Ontology annotation, cellular component: nucleus. Lineage: Eukaryota; Viridiplantae; Streptophyta; Magnoliopsida; Solanales; Solanaceae. Gene Ontology annotation, biological process: regulation of secondary shoot formation. The record is from RefSeq and is a predicted model, not a curated record. The transcript has a single exon. Gene Ontology annotation, molecular function: sequence-specific DNA binding; DNA-binding transcription factor activity.
AUGAAUCAUCAACUUCAAGUAUCAAAUGAAAAUGAAGAUAAAUCAUCAUCACAACAAGAAGAUGAUGAUGAUGAAAAUAAAGAUGAAUUUUUUCAUGAAAUCCUCCAAAGUGAUUACCAACAUUUGCAACAAUGGCCUAAUUAUUUCACUCCCCCUAGUGCAACUUUAGUCCCAAAACACCAAAACAACACACAAUGUCCAAGUCACAAAGAGGAAACCAAGAGAGUAUCACUAAAAAGGAAGCCAAAGAGGGCCAAAAAAGAUGUUAUGGAAGUCCAUGGAAGCUGCAUUGUCCGAGCCACGGGGAGGAAAGACAGGCACAGCAAGGUUUCAACAGCCACAGGUCCGAAGGACAGGCGUGUUAGACUCUCUCCUAACACGGCAAUUCAGUUCUAUGACGUGCAAGAUCGUCUUGGCUAUGACCGUCCUAGUAAGGCUAUCGAUUGGUUGAUUAAAGAAGCUCAAAGGGCUAUCAAUGCGCUUGAAAAAACUCCCUUUCAAGUAUUUUCCAAUAAGAUUGACUCGACAAAUAAAGCACUGAAUGUCCGAAAUGAAGAAGGCCAAUUUGCUCUUGAACAAAGUUGGUCUGUUGAUAAGAAAACGGAGUUAGAAGAGUUGGCUCGCCAUUCUUCGAAACUUAAUGCCACAAUGCAGCAUUCAACUGAUCAAUUUCCAGAGCGAUGCUAUAAAGAACAGAGUUCAAAAGUUUGUCAAGCAAAUGACACCCAAAUUGUGAAUUCAUCAGCAAAUGGUUCCAAGAUUCAAUCUUUUUGUGAAUUUCAGACUCACCCACAAGCCCAUUUUCACUCACAAACCAAAAGACAAUCACCAAAUGAUGCCAAGAUUCAAUCUUUUUGUGAAUACCAAACUCACCCACAAAGCCAUUUUCAGUCAGAAACCAAAAAACAGUCACCAAAUGUUGCCAAGACUCAAUCUUUUUGUGAAUUGCAGACUCACCCACAAGGCCAUUUUCACUCACAAACCAAAAAACAACCAACUAAUGAUGCCAAGAUUCAAUCUUUUUGUGAAUUGCAGACUCACCCACAAGGCCAUUUUCAGUCAGAAACCAAAAACCAAUCACCAAAUGUUGCCAAGACUCAAUCUUUUUGUGAAUUGCAGACUUACCCACAAGGCCAAUUCCACUCAGAAACUAGAAGGCAAUCAGCAAAAGAUGCCAAGAUUCAAUCUUUUUGUGAAUUGCAGACGUACCCACAAGGCCAAUUCCACUCAGAAACCAAAAGACAAUCAGCAAAAGAUGCAAAGAUUCAAUCUUUUUGUGAAUUGCAGACAUACCCACAAGGCCAAUUCCACUCAGAAACCAAAAGACAAUCAGCAAAAGAUGCAAAGAUUCAAUCUUUUUGUGAAUUGCAGACUUACCCACAAGGCCAUUUUCAGUCAGAAACCAAAAACCAAUCAGCUCAAUUAGGCAACUUUUUCAGUUUUCAACCAUGUCAUCAAAAUGAAUCCAUCAGUUUUUCUGGUGAUCAUAAUCAUCAUGGCUUCAGCUUUUCACCACAAAAUUUCCCCACAGUUUUAGGCCAAAACCAAAUGUUCAAUUAUCUGAGGGAACCCCUUCAGUCCACUUCUACUUUUCCUCAAACUAUAUCUUAUUCCAAUAAUAUUGGAUUUGCAAAUGAUGGCUUAUUGGGACUUUGUACUACUCCAAUAACACAACAACAACAAGAAGAUGAACAGGGUUCAAUUUCCACUACUCUUCUACAUUAUCAAGAUUAG